AUGAGCCACCAUCCACCACCGCGGCCGCUGCCACCACGCCUAAUUCUCCACCGGACUACCCCUGAAAUCCUAAAGCAAACCACCACCUCCAUGUUCUCCACCGGCCAAAACCUCCUUAUCUUUCUCGUUCUUUUCUUCUGUUUAUUUUCUCUACGCGUUAACGUCGAAACAACUACUCAUUUCCUCACUUCAUUAAUUGAUAACAACCCUUCCAUAAAAUCCUUCAUCAAUCGAGAAAACGUCCCUCCCAAUCCUAACUCCCCUACCUCCACCAUCACCACCACCAGCUGCCGCCGCCACUUCCUCCAGCUCAGCCGUGUCGGAUCGCGGAUUCUAGUUAGUGAUUUCUCCUCAGGUGACGACGAGUCCGAUCACAAAGUAAACGCCACCUCAUUCAUACUUUACUCCUUCGAUCUACAACUGGAGAGCUCCAAUUUCGUAUUCGGUAACGGAAUUAGAGUGUCUGGAAUUGUCCGUUCUACUGCUAAGAUGACUUUCAGAUCAAUCAAGAUCACACAGAAAGAAGAAAACGUAGGCAUUGAUAAAGUCAAUGAUUCUGCACCUUUUAACGAAACCCACUUUCAGUCUUUCUUGAAGAGGUUCCACCUCGAACACCAUCAAUUUACUGCAAUAAUGAUUCUCAUUCUUGCUUUUGCUGCUUCAUACUGGUUUAUGGUUCAUGUAUUCGUUGGUACUUAUACAAAGAUUCAUGGGAUUAUAUUCGUAUUGGUUCUUAAUGAUUUCUGUAACAGACGCAAGUCUUUCUAUGUGACUUUCUCUAGUGGUUCGUUUUUGGGUGUGGAAAGAUUGUCUCGCAGCUUCAUUGCAAGGAGAUGGGUAUUCAGGGACGUUUUCAUUCAACUCAUGUACUUCUGGUUCUUAGGAGGAAUAGACAAUCCAUAUUCCCAAUUAAAGAUCUUUAUUAGGUCAACGUUCAUGCCAUUUUCAAUCAUGUCCCCUUGGGAUAAAGGUUUUGAGAAGGAGAUUUUUGGCUUCAUGGCAUCCUGUUUCUUAAUGGACAUGCUCAUUUGUUUUGUAUUUGAUAUGGGUGCUUGGAUAGUUAUGGCGGAUUCAAGAAAGAAUGUGAAACAAGUUGUGAAGGAAGGUUGCUAUAUGGUGUCAUUAAUGAUUGGACCCGCCAUUGAACUCAAGUGUUAUGAAUGUAUAGUUUGUGUACUUACACGAUCUUUUGGCCUAUUGUUUGCUAUAGCGAUCCAGUCUUUCAUGGAGGUUUACUUCAUGGUUGCAUGGCUGUUGUAUUACUUGUCUGUGAAGUCCAUUCAUGCUAAUUCUAGUGGUCAACCAUUUGGUCAACGAGAGAUUGAAGCCAUGCUUAGAGAUGUUAGAGUUUAG
Molecule: messenger RNA, 1353 nt
Organism: Lactuca saligna
Lineage: Eukaryota; Viridiplantae; Streptophyta; Magnoliopsida; Asterales; Asteraceae
Source: the annotation of a GenBank genome assembly